UGGUCUCCGUGGUCGCCGUGGUCGCCGUGGUCGCCGUGGUCGCCGUGGUCGCCGUGGUCACCAUGGUCACCGUCAUGGCCAUUGUCACCGUCGUGUCCGUUGCCACCAUGUCCGCCAUGACCGCCAUGUCCGCCAUUACCACCGUUGCCGCCGUUGCCGCCGUGACCACCAUUGCCUCCAUUACCGCCGUGACCACCGUUGCCGCCAUUGCCGCCAUUGCCGCCAUUGCCGCUACCGCCACCGCAGCCAGAGUGAUGAGAGCCACAGCCACCUUCAUGGUCCCAAUCUUCAUCAUCGUCAAAGUCAUUGUCACUAUCAUCACCACCCCAGCUAUCAUUAUCCCAUUCAUCAUCAUCGUCGUCGGAAUGGUGGUGUCCAACAGAACCGUGGUGAUCGCCACCGUGGUGAUGACCAACGUCACUACCAUCAUGACAAGGGGCAGCAGAAGUAGCAACUACCAUCAAAGCGAGAGUAAAAAUGCAGAUUUUAGUAAGACGUGCCAUUUAUCGAAUAUAUUGAUAAUGAAAAAAAAUUGGACAAGAUCAAGUCCAUUAUAUAUAUACUCAAUUCGUAAAGAGUGAGGAGUUAUUUUGACCUCCUUUUGGUUCUUGAUCUCCUUUUGUUUACAAGAAUGUAAAAAUCCAGACUUAAAGAAGACAAUUAAUAUGAUUGGAACUGACGAAUAAAAAAUAAAAAAAGAGAGUGCAUAAAGGAGCAAAAGGGGACCGCAUAAAAGAGAGAAAAGGGGAAAUCUGGAUAGCAUAGUGAAGUUUGCAUACAGUGUUUGAAUAUAGGAGAAAAAAGUGAUACUCCACGUGUAUAAACUUUAGUUCUUUACCGUAACUUUAAAAGAUACAUGUAUGAAAGUAUAAUUGCGGUAUGUUCCAUUACUUCCAUUUCAUGUUUGAAAUAUGAAAAAGAAAGUUUUCUAAGCCAAAUGUCGAUCUUUAUCAUAUCAUUUUACUUUUGUUUAAUAGGUUGACCCUAUUUUUGGAUAUAUUUGGUUAAAGCAAAC
Gilbertella persicaria is the source of this 1015-nucleotide messenger RNA. RefSeq lists its product as uncharacterized. NCBI's taxonomy places the organism in Eukaryota, Fungi, Mucoromycota, Mucoromycetes, Mucorales, Choanephoraceae. The transcript has a single exon. The record is from RefSeq and is a predicted model, not a curated record. Bases 63 to 581 code for a protein of 172 amino acids.